UUUCUGCCGAUAUUUUUGAUUGGACAAAAACUUAUAUAAUACUUUAUACUCUCCAGCUUACGGGUCUCAUUUUGUGCACGCUUCUGUUUACCUCUGACGGGCAACAAAAGAGUGUCUGUUAAAAAAAAAUUAAAAAAAAACUAAACAGGCUGAGAUUAAAUCAUCAUGUCUGACAACUGGAAUCUCCAAGAUGAUAUUUCUGUUGAUGACCCAGAAAUUUAUGAGCUCAUAAAAAAAGAAAAAGAUAGGCAGAGGCGAGGCUUGGAAAUGAUUGCAUCUGAGAACUUUGCAAGUAAAUCAGUACUCCAAGCUCUAGGCUCUUGUCUCAACAAUAAAUACUCAGAAGGUCAACCAGGUCAACGAUACUAUGGAGGUAACCACAUCAUUGACCAGGUAGAACGUCUGUGUCAAGCAAGAGCUUUGGCUGCUUAUGGUUUAAAGCCUGAUGAAUGGGGAGUAAAUGUCCAGCCACUUUCUGGGUCACCAGCAAACUUUGCUGUUUAUACUGCCCUAGUUGAGCCUCAUGGUCGAAUCAUGGGGCUCCAUCUACCUGAUGGUGGUCAUCUAAGCCAUGGUUUCAUGACUAACCAAAAGAGAGUGUCUGCCACAUCUGUAUAUUUUGAAUCAUUCCCUUAUAAAAUUGACCCUAAAACUGGUUUGAUCAACUAUGAUGAGCUUGAAGCCAAUGCCAAAAUGUUUCUGCCAAAAGUCAUUAUUGCAGGCAUCAGUUGUUAUUCGAGAGAUCUUGAUUACAAACGAUUCCGUCAGAUAGCUGAUGAAGUAGGAGCUUAUUUGCUAGCAGACAUGGCUCAUGUCAGUGGUUUGGUGGCUGCUGGUGUGGCUCCUAAUCCAUUUGAGUAUUGCGAUGUUGUGUCAACUACUACACACAAAACUUUGAGAGGACCCAGAUCUGGCAUGAUUUUUUUUAGAAAAGGGGUACGAAGAGUAGCAAAAGAUGGAACAAAAGUAAUGUAUGACUUAGAGAAAAAAAUAAACGAGGCUGUGUUUCCUGGUCUACAAGGUGGCCCACACAAUCAUCAAAUAGCAGCUGUGGCAGUUGCACUAAAGCAAGCAGCUACCCCAGAGUUUAAAGCCUAUCAACAGCAAGUAAAGAGCAAUGCACAGACCAUGUGCAAGUUUUUAUUAGAGAAAGGCUACACAGUUGUAUCAGGUGGAACAGAUAAUCAUCUUGUCCUUGUGGAUCUAAGGAACAAAGGUUUAGAUGGGCCCAGAGGUGAAUACAUAUUGGAAGAGAUAGGUAUUGCUGUUAACAAAAACACUUGCCCAGGUGACAAAAGUGCUUUGAAACCAAGUGGUCUUAGGCUAGGCACACCACCCCUCACAUCUCGUAACUUAAAAGAUGAUGACUUUGUAAAGGUCAUGGAGUUUUUUGAUGACGCUAUUCAUCUUGCUCAAGAAGCUAAUAAAGACUGUGGACCACUGCUAAAAGAUUAUAAAGCAAAACUACACUCCCCUGAAUUCAAAGACAGAGUUGUAAGUCUGAAAGAAAGAGUGGAAAAUUUUGCCAUUGCCUUUCCAUUACCUGGCUUUGAGGAUUGGUAGUUUAAAAAAAAAUAUAGUUUGUCUUUUGGUGAUUAUUAUUCAGUGGGUUAUUUAGGUUCAGUUACUAUUAUUUUUGUUCCACACUAUGGAUUUUAUUUAAAUAGUAUGGGUAAAUAUUUACUGACCAAUUAAAUUGAUUUAUUUAGAGAACUAUAUUUCAGUGAUUGUUAUAAACUUAAAGCAUUUAAAUUAACUCCUUGAAACAUCUUCUGAAAUGCCAGCUAUGUAAGUUUUAUUGUGAAAAUAUUUAGCUCUAAAAAAACUUAUAUUUGAUAUUUUAGUUUAUAAAAAAUGAAUACAAAUAAUAAUUCCACAUUUAGCGUAAGUUUGAAAUUUAAAGCUGUUUGAUGUUGAUAUGUUAUUAUUUUUCUUUAUAUAUGUGUUACAAUUUACAAAAAUAAUGAUAUUAUUAGAAUAUUAAUGUAACUUCAACAAUUUUUAUGAAUACAUGUUAUGUUUGAAUCUCUUUUGAGAUUUCUUGUGGGAACCCAUUCAUAGGCCAAUACAAUAUUUUUACAAAGAUUACAAAUAAUUCCUCCUCAGAUUUAAAGACAAAUGACCCUAACAAAUGUUUGUCUUUCUAUUUCUACAUUUUGAUUGUAAUAUGAUAUAUAUAGUAUCAUUUUUAUGAUUGAAUUAAGUGACAUGAUAUUAAAGUCUAUGUAGAUUUGAUAACACUACAUAUUUAGACCAGUCAGGGUGUGUUAAUGUGUUAUGAAUGUGUUUGUGGUAAGCUGUGGAGUAAUGCAGUAUGAGCGAGCUUAGACAAAUGAAAUCUCAAUGUUGCGCUACUGUUAUGGACCAAUAAUAAAACAUGUAAAACUUUGAA
Messenger RNA from Biomphalaria glabrata, 2392 nucleotides. Its product is annotated as serine hydroxymethyltransferase-like. NCBI's taxonomy places the organism in Eukaryota, Metazoa, Mollusca, Gastropoda, Planorbidae. The transcript is spliced from 8 exons. Gene Ontology annotation, molecular function: mRNA regulatory element binding translation repressor activity; zinc ion binding; pyridoxal phosphate binding. Bases 166 to 1563 code for a protein of 465 amino acids. Gene Ontology annotation, cellular component: nucleus; cytoplasm; cytosol. Gene Ontology annotation, biological process: protein homotetramerization; tetrahydrofolate interconversion; L-serine catabolic process. The record is from RefSeq and is a predicted model, not a curated record.